GUGCCUGCCUUUCUCUGAACCAGGUGGUACGUGUGCCAGAAGAGGAGCUAUGUUUGAGGAGCAGCCUACUCCACCCCUCUCCGGUCCCUGAACACCACCCCACGCUGGCAUUUUGGGGAAAAUAUUCCCUCUAGAAGCCCUACCCCCUUCUUCUUCUUCUUUUUUUUUCCCUUGAGGAAUGGAGCUUCGCAGAGGUUGCCUUUAGAUUCAACAGUUCAGAGCAGGGCUGAAGAGCCUGCAGGGGUCCCCAGAGGCGGUGGUCCCUGCGCCCGUGUGGAUAAGGCUCGGAGCCUGCCUGUGUCUUUUCUGCCUCUUGUGUGCGGGUGUUCGGCGAUCACCUUUGUGUGUCUUCUGUCUGUUUAAACUUCAGGAUGGCUCGCUUCGGGGAGGCGGUGGUCGUUGGCAGGCCAGGCUCAGGCGAUGGAGACUCGGACCAGAGCAGGAACCGACAAGGAACCCCGGUACCGGCCUCGGGGCCGGCAGCCGCCUACAAGCAGUCAAAAGCGCAGAGGGCGCGGACUAUGGCUUUGUACAACCCCAUACCAGUCCGGCAGAACUGUUUCACCGUCAACAGAUCCCUGUUCAUCUUCGGAGAAGAUAACAUUGUCAGGAAAUACGCCAAGAAGCUCAUCGAUUGGCCGCCGUUUGAGUACAUGAUCCUGGCCACCAUCAUUGCCAACUGCAUCGUCUUGGCCCUGGAGCAGCAUCUUCCUGAGGAUGACAAGACCCCAAUGUCUCGCAGACUGGAGAAGACAGAACCAUAUUUCAUUGGAAUCUUCUGCUUUGAAGCUGGGAUCAAAAUUGUGGCUCUAGGGUUUAUCUUCCAUAAGGGUUCAUACCUCCGUAAUGGCUGGAAUGUCAUGGACUUCAUUGUAGUCCUCAGUGGCAUCCUGGCCACUGCGGGAACCCACUUCAACACCCACGUGGACCUGCGAACCCUCCGGGCUGUGCGUGUCCUGAGGCCCUUAAAGCUUGUAUCAGGAAUACCUAGCCUGCAGAUUGUGCUGAAGUCCAUCAUGAAGGCCAUGGUGCCUCUUCUGCAGAUUGGCCUUCUGCUCUUCUUUGCCAUCCUUAUGUUUGCCAUCAUUGGCUUGGAGUUCUACAGUGGCAAGUUGCAUCGAGCAUGCUUCAUGAACAAUUCAGGUAUUCUAGAAGGAUUUGAUCCUCCUCACCCAUGUGGUGUGCAGGGCUGCCCCGCUGGUUAUGAGUGUAAGGACUGGAUUGGACCCAAUGAUGGAAUCACCCAGUUUGACAACAUUCUUUUUGCUGUGCUGACUGUCUUCCAAUGCAUCACUAUGGAAGGGUGGACCACUGUGCUGUACAAUACCAAUGAUGCCUUAGGAGCCACCUGGAACUGGCUGUACUUUAUCCCCCUCAUCAUCAUCGGAUCCUUCUUUGUUCUCAACCUCGUCCUGGGAGUGCUUUCCGGGGAAUUUGCCAAAGAAAGAGAGAGAGUAGAGAACCGAAGAGCAUUCAUGAAGCUCCGGCGCCAGCAACAGAUUGAGCGUGAGCUGAACGGCUACCGCGCCUGGAUAGACAAAGCAGAGGAAGUCAUGCUUGCUGAAGAAAAUAAAAACUCGGGAACAUCAGCCUUGGAAGUGCUUCGAAGGGCAACCAUCAAAAGGAGCCGGACGGAGGCCAUGACCCGAGACUCCAGCGAUGAGCACUGCGUUGAUAUCUCUUCAGUGGGCACACCUCUUGCCAGAGCCAGUAUCAAGAGCACAAAAGUGGAUGGAGCCUCCUAUUUCCGGCACAAGGAAAGGCUUCUGCGUAUCUCUAUCCGCCACAUGGUCAAGUCCCAAGUGUUUUACUGGAUCGUCCUGAGUGUUGUGGCUCUUAAUACUGCCUGUGUGGCCAUCGUUCAUCACAACCAGCCACAGUGGCUCACUCACCUCCUCUACUAUGCAGAAUUUUUGUUUCUGGGACUCUUCUUGUUGGAGAUGUCCCUGAAGAUGUAUGGCAUGGGGCCACGCCUUUAUUUUCACUCGUCCUUCAACUGCUUUGAUUUUGGGGUCACAGUGGGCAGCAUCUUUGAGGUUGUCUGGGCAAUCUUCAGACCUGGCACAUCUUUUGGAAUCAGUGUCUUACGAGCUCUCCGGCUCCUAAGGAUAUUUAAAAUAACCAAGUAUUGGGCAUCCCUCCGGAAUCUGGUUGUCUCUUUGAUGAGCUCCAUGAAGUCUAUCAUCAGCUUACUCUUCCUCCUCUUCCUCUUCAUCGUUGUCUUUGCUCUCCUGGGAAUGCAGCUCUUUGGAGGCAGGUUUAACUUUAAUGAUGGGACUCCUUCGGCUAAUUUUGACACCUUCCCUGCAGCUAUCAUGACAGUGUUCCAGAUCCUGACAGGAGAAGACUGGAAUGAGGUGAUGUACAACGGCAUCCGCUCCCAGGGUGGGGUCAGCUCAGGCAUGUGGUCUGCCAUCUACUUCAUUGUGCUCACCUUGUUUGGAAACUACACGCUGCUCAAUGUAUUCUUGGCCAUUGCUGUGGACAAUCUGGCCAAUGCCCAGGAGCUGACCAAGGAUGAGCAGGAGGAAGAAGAAGCCUUCAACCAGAAACAUGCACUGCAGAAGGCCAAGGAGGUCAGCCCGAUGUCUGCUCCCAACAUGCCUUCCAUUGAAAGAGACAGAAGGAGAAGACACCACAUGUCGAUGUGGGAGCCGCGCAGCAGCCACCUGAGGGAACGGAGACGCCGGCACCACAUGUCUGUGUGGGAACAGCGCACCAGCCAGCUGAGGAGGCACAUGCAAAUGUCUAGCCAAGAAGCCCUCAACAAAGAGGAGGCCCCGCCAAUGAACCCCCUCAAUCCACUGAAUCCACUGAGUCCUCUCAACCCACUCAAUGCUCACCCCAGCCUCUAUCGGAGGCCCAGGCCCAUUGAGGGCCUAGCCCUGGGUCUGGGUCUUGAAAAGUGUGAAGAGGAGCGCAUCAGCCGCGGGGGUUCCCUCAAGGGGGACAUAGGGGGUCUGACCAGCGCCCUGGACAACCAGAGGAGCCCCUUGUCCUUGGGCAAACGGGAGCCACCGUGGCUGCCCAGAUCCUGUCAUGGAAACUGUGACCCAAGCCAGCAGGAGGCUGGGGGAGGAGAGACUGUGGUGACUUUUGAGGACCGGGCCAGGCACAGGCAGAGUCAGAGGCGAAGCAGGCAUCGCCGAGUCAGGACUGAGGGCAAGGAGUCUGCCUCUGCCUCCCGAAGCAGGUCUGCCAGCCAGGAGCGGAGUCUGGAUGAAGGGGUGUCCAUUGAGGGGGAGAAGGAACAUGAGCCUCAGAGCAGCCACAGGAGCAAGGAGCCAACCAUCCAUGAAGAGGAGAGAACCCAGGACUUAAGGAGGACCAACAGUCUGAUGGUACCCAGGGGCUCUGGACUGAUAGGAGCUCUUGAUGAGGCAGAAACACCUCUAGUCCAGCCCCAACCCGAGCUGGAAGUGGGAAAGGAUGCUGCUCUGACAGAGCAGGAGGCUGAAGGCAGCAGUGAGCAAGCCCUGCUUGGGGAUGUACAGCUGGAUGUGGGCCGGGGCAUUAGCCAGAGUGAACCCGACCUCUCAUGCAUGACAGCCAACAUGGACAAGGCUACCACUGAGAGCACCAGCGUCACGGUCGCCAUCCCUGAUGUGGACCCCUUGGUGGACUCGACAGUGGUGAACAUUAGCAACAAGACAGAUGGAGAAGCCAGUCCCUUGAAGGAGGCAGAGACUAAAGAGGAGGAGGAAGAGGUGGAGAAGAAGAAGCAGAAGAAGGAGAAGCGAGAAACUGGCAAAGCCAUGGUGCCCCAUAGCUCUAUGUUCAUCUUCAGCACCACUAACCCGAUCCGCAGGGCCUGCCACUACAUUGUGAACCUACGCUACUUUGAGAUGUGCAUUCUCUUGGUGAUUGCGGCCAGCAGCAUUGCCCUGGCAGCUGAGGACCCUGUACUAACUAACUCGGAGCGUAACAAAGUCCUGAGAUAUUUCGACUAUGUUUUCACAGGAGUGUUUACCUUUGAGAUGGUUAUAAAGAUGAUAGACCAAGGCUUGAUCCUGCAGGAUGGAUCGUACUUCCGAGACCUCUGGAACAUCCUGGACUUUGUGGUAGUGGUUGGUGCAUUGGUAGCAUUUGCUCUGGCGAACGCUUUGGGAACCAACAAGGGGCGCGAUAUCAAGACUAUCAAGUCUCUGAGGGUACUUCGAGUUCUGCGACCACUGAAAACCAUCAAGCGCUUGCCCAAGCUGAAGGCUGUGUUUGACUGCGUGGUGACCUCCUUGAAGAAUGUCUUCAACAUCCUCAUUGUCUACAAACUCUUCAUGUUCAUCUUUGCUGUCAUCGCUGUUCAGCUAUUCAAGGGAAAAUUCUUUUAUUGCACGGACAGUUCCAAGGACACAGAGAAGGAGUGCAUAGGCAACUAUGUAGACCACGAGAAAAAUAAGAUGGAGGUGAAGGGCCGGGAAUGGAAGCGUCAUGAAUUCCACUAUGACAACAUCAUCUGGGCCUUGCUGACCCUCUUCACUGUCUCCACAGGGGAAGGAUGGCCUCAGGUUCUACAGCACUCUGUAGAUGUGACAGAGGAGGACAGAGGCCCAAGUCGCAGCAACCGCAUGGAGAUGUCCAUCUUUUAUGUGGUCUACUUUGUGGUCUUCCCUUUCUUCUUUGUCAAUAUCUUCGUGGCUCUCAUUAUCAUCACCUUCCAGGAGCAAGGGGACAAGAUGAUGGAGGAGUGUAGCCUGGAAAAGAAUGAGCGGGCAUGCAUUGACUUCGCCAUUAGUGCCAAACCUCUCACCCGCUACAUGCCACAGAACAGGCACACCUUCCAGUACCGAGUGUGGCACUUUGUAGUCUCGCCAUCCUUUGAAUAUACCAUCAUGGCUAUGAUUGCCUUGAACACUGUCGUGCUGAUGAUGAAGUACUAUUCUGCUCCUUGCACCUAUGAGCUUGCCCUGAAGUACCUGAACAUUGCCUUCACCAUGGUGUUUUCCCUGGAAUGUGUCCUAAAGGUCAUCGCUUUCGGCUUCCUGAACUAUUUCCGAGAUACUUGGAACAUCUUCGACUUCAUCACCGUGAUCGGCAGUAUCACAGAAAUUAUCCUGACAGACAGCAAGCUGGUGAACACCAGUGGCUUCAACAUGAGCUUUCUAAAGCUCUUCCGAGCUGCACGACUCAUAAAGCUUCUGCGACAGGGCUACACCAUCCGCAUCUUACUGUGGACCUUUGUGCAGUCCUUUAAGGCUCUCCCCUAUGUCUGCCUUCUGAUUGCCAUGCUUUUCUUCAUCUAUGCUAUCAUUGGGAUGCAGGUGUUUGGAAACAUAAAGUUAGAUGAGGAGAGUCAUAUCAACCGGCACAACAACUUCCGGAGUUUCUUCGGGUCUCUCAUGCUGCUUUUCAGGAGUGCCACGGGGGAAGCUUGGCAGGAGAUUAUGCUGUCGUGUCUUGGUGAGAAGGGCUGUGAGCCCGACACCACCGCACCCUCGGGGCAGAACGAGAGUGAGCGCUGUGGCACUGACCUGGCCUAUGUUUAUUUUGUCUCCUUCAUCUUCUUCUGCUCCUUCCUGAUGCUCAACCUGUUUGUGGCUGUCAUUAUGGACAACUUUGAGUACCUGACUCGAGAUUCCUCCAUCCUGGGGCCUCACCACUUGGAUGAAUUUGUCCGUGUCUGGGCAGAAUAUGACCGAGCAGCAUGUGGCCGCAUCCAUUACACUGAGAUGUAUGAAAUGCUGACUCUCAUGUCACCACCGCUAGGCCUCGGCAAGAGAUGUCCCUCCAAAGUGGCCUAUAAGAGGUUGGUCCUGAUGAAUAUGCCAGUGGCUGAGGACAUGACAGUCCACUUCACCUCCACACUUAUGGCUUUGAUCCGGACAGCUCUGGACAUUAAAAUCGCCAAAGGUGGUGCAGACAGGCAGCAGCUAGACUCAGAGCUACAAAAGGAGACCCUGGCUAUUUGGCCUCACCUGUCCCAAAAGAUGUUGGAUCUGCUAGUGCCCAUGCCCAAAGCCUCUGACCUGACUGUGGGCAAGAUCUAUGCAGCAAUGAUGAUCAUGGACUACUAUAAACAGAGUAAGGUAAAGAAACAGAGACAGCAGCUGGAGGAACAGAAAAAUGCACCCAUGUUCCAGCGUAUGGAGCCCUCAUCACUGCCUCAGGAGAUCAUUGCUAAUGCCAAAGCCCUGCCUUAUCUCCAGCAGGACCCUGUUUCUGGCCUGAGUGGUCGGAGUGGAUACCCUUCAAUGAGUCCACUCUCCCCUCAAGAAAUAUUCCAGUUGGCUUGUAUGGACCCAGCAGAUGAUGGACAGUACCAGGAACAGCAAUCUCUGGUGGUAACAGACCCUAGCUCUAUGCGACGUUCCUUUUCUACAAUUCGGGAUAAGCGUUCAAAUUCCUCCUGGUUGGAGGAGUUCUCCAUGGAACGUAGCAGUGAAAACACCUACAAGUCACGGCGCAGAAGUUACCAUUCCUCCCUGAGGCUGUCAGCCCACCGCCUGAAUUCUGACUCUGGUCACAAGUCUGACACUCACCGCUCAGGAGGCAGGGAGAGAGGCCGAUCCAAAGAACGAAAGCACCUCCUCUCUCCUGAUGUCUCCCGCUGCAAUUCUGAGGAGCGAGGGACCCAGGCUGACUGGGAGUCCCCAGAGCGUCGCCAGUCCAGGUCGCCCAGUGAGGGAAGGUCACAGACCCCCAACAGACAGGGUACUGGUUCUCUGAGUGAGAGCUCAAUCCCCUCUAUCUCCGACACCAGCACCCCAAGAAGAAGUCGUCGCCAGCUCCCACCUGUGCCACCAAAGCCUCGGCCCCUCCUUUCCUACAGCUCCCUGAUGAGACACACUGGCGGCAUCUCUCCACCUCCUGAUGGAAGUGAGGGUGGAUCCCCACUGGCCUCUCAAGCUUUGGAGAGCAACAGCGCUUGCCUGACCGAGUCUUCCAACUCCUUGCAUCCCCAGCAGGGCCAGCACCCUUCCCCACAGCACUACAUCUCCGAGCCCUAUCUGGCCCUCCAUGAAGACUCCCACGCCUCAGACUGUGGCGAGGAGGAGACACUCACCUUUGAGGCAGCCGUAGCUACUAGCUUGGGCCGGUCCAAUACCAUUGGCUCUGCCCCACCCCUACGGCACAGCUGGCAGAUGCCUAAUGGGCACUAUCGGCGGCGGAGGCGUGGGGGGCCUGGGCCUGGCAUGAUGUGUGGAGCUGUCAGUGACCUCCUGAGUGACACGGAAGAAGACGAUAAGUGCUAGAGGCUGCCAUCCCCUCCGAUGCAUGCUCUUCUCUCACAGGGAGAAAACCAAGACCAAAUUGGGAAGCCAGUGCGGCCCGGGGGGGAGGAAGAGGGAGAAGGAAGAUGGAGAAAGGACGCCAUGCAUCCUCAGAGAAGAGGAAGUAAAAGACAGAUGGAAAACAGUCAAACCCACCAAUUUGCAUUAUUUCCCUUUGCAAGAUGGGCACUGCCAUAGUCCUGCCUCUUUGCUGGGGAAAGAAAAUACAGAAAUGUGGGGGUUUAUUCCCAUGAGAGAAGGGACACGAAGGUGACUUGGCUUCCGUUGCCCCUUCCCACUUUUCUAUAAGCUGUGGCAGGAUCUGGCUGACCUGUGUCUAAGCUCAUUGCCCUGAGCAGCUGGGAACACUUCCCAGCGUCUUAAUGAGGGAAAAGUGGAAAUGGCAGAAGAAUCUCCUCAGCAGCUCUUGUAUUUUGGCUACCCCCGGGGGCAACCGCAGCAGCAUCCCAUGCAUUAUCUUGGGGCUUGCUUUCCCCAAAGAGACACAUGCUAAGCCAGGAGCACUGGAUGCUGAUGGGAGAUGGGAGGGAGGGAGAAAAGGGCCGGAGUAGAAGGGCCCAAGGUGCUGUGGCAACAGCAGCAAGGGCUGGUCUGGGUGAGAAAAGCCAUAGCCCAGCAGCCUGUACCAUGAAAGUGAGGGUCAAAGAAACAGAACCGGAGGUGCUGGUGGGUACAGUCCUAGACUCUGACAUUUGUAACUCACACAGUAGGUGCUGUGGUAGGUAGGCUAGAUAAGGAGGUUCUCCAGGGCCCACAAAGGUGCCUGUAGCUCUGGUAAGGGGAAUAUUAACUCCAAUAGCCAGGGCUCCAACCCCAGAAGGGUUCAG
Messenger RNA from Arvicanthis niloticus (Nile rat), 8056 nucleotides. The record is from RefSeq and is a predicted model, not a curated record. Lineage: Eukaryota; Metazoa; Chordata; Mammalia; Rodentia; Muridae.